UCCCCCACGCUUCAAAUAGCACCUGAUAUUAUUCCGAGUCUUACCAGCUCGGGCCUCGUAUUCGCCGCUGUCUUUUGCUUCUAUCAUCAGUCAGACUAACGGUGCGGUAGAUAUUCUUCCUCAACCAUGGCUACGAUCCUUGGCUCUUCAUUCACUGGCCAAUGUUUGGUAGUCCACUCAAGGAAGCCUGUAUCGAGUCAAUCCAGCUGCGGAAGUUUGUGCGUGAGGGCUGAUGCUACGGUUGAUUCCGUUGGCAAGCGGCAACCCAAGGAUCAGCGGUCGGAGCACCUCAAGCUGAAUACGGAGUCACUGCAACUACUACCUGGAGCAGCUGAUGGUUUCAUCGCCAUCACGACGAAUGAAAAGCUCGCUCCGAAGUUCACUCCUGAAAAGGCCAGGCUUCUGCGACUGUCUCUCCGAAAGAGCGACUCUCAUCACGAUGCGAUGUAUCACUCCGGGCUCGCGUCUCGACUAGCGUGACGAGCUCUUGGCUGCUGUGCAUCACAGCCACGGUCUUCCUGGGAGAUGCCUUUCAGGAAUUCCUCAAUUUUGUGCAGGGCUGCCUCCAUGAUGGCGCCACCGUCAGGCAUUAGGCAUGUAAUUGUUGCUAUGUAGAGCAGAGUUUUACUGUAUAUUGUGACACUAUUGUUUUUUUUUUUUAAAUA
Messenger RNA from Closterium sp. NIES-67, 665 nucleotides. NCBI's taxonomy places the organism in Eukaryota, Viridiplantae, Streptophyta, Zygnematophyceae, Desmidiales, Closteriaceae. The record is from the annotation of a GenBank genome assembly.